Molecule: messenger RNA, 1175 nt
Organism: Telopea speciosissima
Lineage: Eukaryota; Viridiplantae; Streptophyta; Magnoliopsida; Proteales; Proteaceae
Product: FH protein interacting protein FIP2-like
Exons: 11
Coding region: 9-1049 (346 amino acids)
Biological process (GO): protein homooligomerization
Molecular function (GO): protein binding
Source: RefSeq, a predicted model, not a curated record
UGGGAAACAUGGGUAAUCUGGUACCUUUGCCCUUUUCCUUCAAGCGCCAGAGUUAUUCAGCUCGUCUACAUUUCAUUUUCUUCGUUUCUUGUAAUUGCGCCACUGUUCUUCGUUGGCAGCGAAGAACUACGACGAUGAGCUCUGGUUUUGAUUCCUUCGUUCGUCUGAAUAUUGGAGGCAAGAAAUUCUGCACAACAGUUGACACAUUGACUCAACGUGAACCUGAUUCAAUGCUUGCAGCGAUGUUCAGUGGCCGCCAUACGGUUAGUCAAGACCCUGAAAAGGGGUUUGUCUUUGUUGAUAGGGACGGGAAGCAUUUUCGUCAUAUUCUUAAUUGGUUGAGGGAUGGUGUUGUUCCCACACUGGAAGAUUCAGAAUAUCCAGAGCUUCUGCGUGAAGCAGAAUACUAUCAACUACUUGGAUUAGUUGAGGGAAUCCAUGCAGUUUUAAAUAGGAGGAAGGAUGAUGAUGAUGAUGAUGCUAAAACUGAUGUGACUGAAUUGACUCGCACAGAUAUCAUCAAAUGUAUACAAUCUGAGAGAGUCAGAUUUAGAGGGGUGAAUCUUUCUGGCCUUGAUCUCUCUAAACUGGAUCUGUCAUUUGUUGACUUCAGCUAUGCAAGCCUCCGAAAUGUCUUCUUCUCGGGUGCAAAUCUUCAAUCUGCAAAAUUCCGGGAUGUUGAGGCUGAAGGAUCCAAUUUUCUCAACGCAAUUCUGCGUGAAUGUGAAUUUACCGGUGCAAACCUUCGUGGUGCUGUAUUAGCUGGUGCUAAUCUCCAGAGUGCAAAUCUACAGGAUGCCUGUUUGAUAGACUGUAGCUUCAAUGGGGCAGACCUCCGCUCAGCACAUCUUCAGACUGCUGAUCUUACCAAUGCCAAUUUAGAAGGAGCGAAUCUAGAAGGAGCCAAUUUAAAGGGAGCAAAGUUGAGUGGUGCUAAUAUGGAAGGUGCAAAUCUUCAGAGGGCUUACUUAAGGCAUGUUGAUCUACGUGAUACUCAUUUGGUGGGUGCAAAGCUUGGUGGUGCAAAUUUGCUUGGAGCAAUCAGGUGAGAUGGAGGGAGCCUUAUUAGAUUCAAUUGCAGAUAAAAUUGGCACUUGUAUGUGUAUCCUGAUAUUUGUUCUUAGAUUAUUUCUUUCUUUUGUAUGUGGCACUCUACUAAACUAUAGAAUAGGAAA